AUGGCAAUUUUCAAUUUAAUGAGAAGUCAACUUAUCCUAUCACAUAGGAGUUUAACUUCCUGCCGUUUUUUUACAACAAUCCAAUUGUAUAAGCCUUCAAAAUUUAAACACAUAAAGAGAAAUCUAUAUUUUAAGAAAAAAUUAUUUAAGUUAUUCAAAGGCAAGCAAUAUACUGAAACGACAAAAGGAAGAAGCGAAAUUAAAAGGGAAGAAGAUAAAGGAACGGUCUUUUACAAUUCCAUAAUUGAUUACCCAAUAAGAAAAAAACGUAUUUAUAUGAAUGAUAAAUAUGGAGUUCGUGAUUAUGGAAAAGUAAAAAAAGAAGAAAAACCAACCCUUGAAAAUGUUUUAUUUAAAUGUAGUACCUUGGGUUACUUAGAGUUACAAUACAUCUUAUCAACUUUUGUGAAUUAUGAAAAAGAUACAUUAACAAAUGAAGAUAUUUGUGCCUUAAGUAACUUUUUAAACUUAUCAGAAAAGGAAAUUUGUGAUUAUUUAAGUGCGGAUGAACUCAUACCACAACAUCACUUGGAUGCAACGAUAAUAAAACGCUUACUGAGAUUUGUUCAUGUAAACCAUCCCAAUCUUUUGAUUCACUGA
Molecule: messenger RNA, 600 nt
Organism: Plasmodium gonderi
Lineage: Eukaryota; Apicomplexa; Aconoidasida; Haemosporida; Plasmodiidae
Exons: 1
Coding region: 1-600 (199 amino acids)
Source: RefSeq, a predicted model, not a curated record